AGACACUGGAACAUUUCAGAAUAAGAUGGCACAGUUUCCUAAACUCUUGAACGAUCGCCUGCUCCGAGCAGCUCGUGGUGAAUCUGUGGACGCAGCCCCUGUCUGGGUGAUGAGGCAGGCGGGACGUUAUCUUCCUGAAUUCAGGGAGAUGAGAGCAGAGGCAGAUUUCUUUAAAAUCUGCCAAACUCCGGAGCUGGCAUGCGAGAUCACCUUGCAGCCCAUCAGGAGGUUCGAAUUAGACGCUGCCAUCAUCUUUUCCGAUAUCCUAGUCGUUCCCCAAGCACUAGGGAUGAAGGUUGAAAUGAAACCCGGAGUAGGACCCGUCUUUGAUAAACCCCUCGUCAACCCUGGAGAUAUUGACCGUCUAACUAUACCUGACGUCAACACUGUUCUCAAGUACGUGUUCGAUGCUAUCACCUUGACUCGGCAUAAGCUGGAAGGAAAGGUUCCUCUGAUAGGGUUCACUGGAGCUCCCUGGACAUUAAUGUCCUAUAUGAUCGAAGGCGGGGGAUCAAAAACUCAGUCUAAAGCCAAGAAAUGGUUGUAUCAGCAUCCAGAAGCAAGUCACAAGCUCCUAAAGAUUAUUACUGACGUGAACGUGGAGUAUCUUGUAGGACAGGUUCGAGCUGGAGCACAACUUCUCCAGGUGUUUGAGUCCAACGCAGAGUAUCUUGGUCCUGUAGAGUUCUCCAAGUUUGCUCUGCCUUGUCUUAUAGAAAUCAACCGCAGAGUUAAAGAUAAACUUGUUGCAGAAGGAUUGGAUAUUGUUCCAAUGACAGUUUUUGCAAAGGGAGCACAUUACGCUUUAGCAGAGCUUGGAGGAUCUGGAUACGACGUUGUUGGAUUAGAUUGGACGAUAGAUCCUACAGAAGCAAGGAAACUUGUUGGACCUAAUGUUACCCUUCAGGGUAAUCUGGAUCCUUGUGGAUUGUAUGCUCCCAGUACAGAUAUUGAAGCCAGGGUGAAGAUGAUGGUUCAACAGUUUGGCAGAGACAGGUGGAUAGCAAACCUUGGACACGGAAUCUACCCAGAUAUGGACCCGGAGAGCGUUGAAACCUUCGUCAACUCAAUACACUCACACACUAAACUGUGAUAGAUGAAUCUAGUUUAUAAAUCUCAUGUACAA
Molecule: messenger RNA, 1126 nt
Organism: Eurytemora carolleeae
Lineage: Eukaryota; Metazoa; Arthropoda; Copepoda; Calanoida; Temoridae
Gene: Urod
Product: uroporphyrinogen decarboxylase
Exons: 5
Coding region: 26-1093 (355 amino acids)
Biological process (GO): heme biosynthetic process
Cellular component (GO): cytosol
Molecular function (GO): uroporphyrinogen decarboxylase activity
Source: RefSeq, a predicted model, not a curated record